Messenger RNA from Lates calcarifer (barramundi perch), 8260 nucleotides. It is a transcript of the gene sema6bb, whose product is annotated as sema domain, transmembrane domain (TM), and cytoplasmic domain, (semaphorin) 6Bb. The record is from RefSeq and is a predicted model, not a curated record. Gene Ontology annotation, biological process: negative chemotaxis; axon guidance; semaphorin-plexin signaling pathway. The transcript is spliced from 17 exons. Gene Ontology annotation, molecular function: chemorepellent activity; semaphorin receptor binding. Bases 275 to 2887 code for a protein of 870 amino acids. Lineage: Eukaryota; Metazoa; Chordata; Actinopteri; Centropomidae.
CAGUUGUCUUAGGGGAUGUCAGGCCGGCGUACGGGAUCAGUUUUUGCCAGGGACAGGUGCGACAGGGAGGAGUAGUUUUUUUUCUUUUUCUUUCUUUCUUUUCUUUCGUUUUUUUUUUUUUUUAACGAAGACCUACACAGGAUCUGGUAACGCACUAACGAGCCUCCCCUCUCCUCUGAUCACUCGGAUUUUUUGUUUCCAGUGGGACACAGUCGUUGUUUCGGCCGCACCUUUCCCUCCUUCCACGAUAAUCAGAGACUACAGUUCUGUUGCUAUGGCGACCGUGGCCCCUCCCUGCUUCUUCCUGCUGUGUUGGCUCCUCCGAGCAGCCAGCUCGGCGUUCCCAGAGGAACCGGGGCCCCUCAACUUCAUUCCCACAGAAGUGGUGAGAAGAUACCCAGUGUUUCUGGGCCGACCCCACCGAACAUGGCUGAGACAAGAGCCUCUACACAUCCAGAGGGUCCUGCAAGUCAAUCGAACACUCUACAUUGGAGCCAGGGAUGACCUUUUCCGUGUGGAGUUGGACAUUGUUGCAGGAGACGAGAUGUUUUACAGUAAGAAAAGAACAUGGGAGUCCAACAAGAAUGACAUCAGGAUCUGCAGGAUGAAGGGCAAACAUGAGGAUGAAUGCCGUAACUUCAUGAAGGUGCUGCUCAGCAGACAAGGAGGCCUGUUUGUGUGUGGGACCAACGCCUUCAACCCGCUCUGCGCCAACUAUACUGGAGACACUCUGGAGAUGGUGGGAGACACGAUCAGCGGGAUGGCGAGAUGCCCAUACGACCCCAAACAUGCCAAUGUAGCUCGAUUUGCAGAGGGGAAUUUGUUUACAGCCACAGUGACGGACUUCCUGGCCAUUGAUGCGGUGAUCUAUCGUAGCCUUGGGGACAGUCCCGCUCUGCGCACCGUCAAGCACGACUCCAAGUGGUUCAGAGAGCCGUACUUUGUCAGCGCUGUGGAGUGGGGACCUCACAUCUACUUCUUCUUCAGAGAGAUAGCCAUGGAGUUCAAUUACCUGGAGAAGGUGGUGGUGUCACGUGUGGCCCGUGUGUGCAAGCGAGACCAGGGCGGGUCUCAGCGCGUUCUCGAGAAGCAGUGGACGUCGUUCCUGAAGGCCCGUCUGAACUGCUCCGUCCCCGGUGAUUCCCACUUCUACUUUAACCUGCUCCACUCCACCAGCCCCAUCAUCAGGAUGCACGGCAGGGACAUCAUCCUGGGGGUGUUCUCCACGCCAGCCAACAGUAUCCCAGGUUCGGCAGUGUGUGCCUUUGACAUGGAGCAGCUGGCGGCAGUGUUUGAUGGGAGGUUCAAGGAGCAGAAAUCACCCGAGUCUAUUUGGACACCCGUACCAGAUGAAGUCAUCCCGAAACCAAGACCCGGCGGCUGUGCAGUUCAAGGAUCCAGGUUUAAUUCAUCCAACUCAUUCCCUGAUGACAUGCUUAACUUUGUCAAGACCCAUCCUCUUAUGGAUGAAGCGGUCCCAUCGCUCGGACAAAGACCCUGGAUUGUCAGAACCAUGGUUAGGUAUCAGCUCAAUAAGAUUGUGGUGGAUACAGAAGCCGGGCCUCACAGGAACCGGACCGUCCUGUUCCUCGGGUCCAGCAGAGGGACCAUCCUCAAGUUCCUCAUCAUGCCCAACCAGGACAACACUGUCACCAGCAGCAACAUCUUCCUGGAAGAACUGGAGGGAUUCAACCCCGAUAAGUGUGCUGAAGACUCUCCUCAGGCCAGGCAGCUGUUGUCUUUGACUCUGGACCGGGCAAGCCACACUCUCCUCCUCGCCUUCCCCUCCUGUGUGGUCAGAGUACCCGUGGCGCGAUGCCAGCUCUACUCCCGAUGCAUGAAGAACUGUAUCGCCUCCAGGGAUCCUUACUGUGGCUGGACCAGAGGAAGCACCUGCUCUUUCCUCCGGCCUGGGACCAGACUGCCGUUCGAGCAAGAUGUUGAACAGGGAAACGUGGCCCACUUGGGUGACUGUGACGGUUUACUGCUCCAGGAGACUUUCAUCGAGGAGCCUGACGGCCUUGUGUCUGUGAACCUGUUGGUGGUGUCUGCUGUUUCAGCCUUUGCAACAGGAGCCAUCCUCUCUGGCCUCACCGUCUGCUGGAUCAUGAGUCACCGCCACCGCCAUUCCCGCAGUUCUGGAGCCAACGGCGCCCGCCGUAAAAGUGACAAAGAGCAGAGCAUGCUGGGGCAGGGCCGCAGCGGGUCAGUAAUGAGCGUUACAAGAACCAGCGGUGGCGAGAGGCGUCGCUCGCAGGCAGACAACCCCUUUGUCAUGCCCAAUGGCUGGCCGAAAGGAGAGAUGGACCCAGGAUUACUGCCUACCCCGGAGCAGACCCCGCUGCAGCAGAAACGGGCCAUGCGUCUGCCGGACACCGACUGGGACCAGAGCCAGACCUUCCUCACGGCUGUGGGGACUCCCUGCCCCAACAACUCUGUCAUCUACCUGAGCUCCAAGUUCCUUCACGGAGGUGGAGGUGGUGGAGGGAUGGUCCGGAUAGAGGACCCAGGUGAGGUUGUGCUGCCCCCGCACACAGAGCGCCAGCGCUACCUGAUCCUAGCCACCCAGAGAGGGGAGCACGGUGGCAGCCGUCCCAGCGGCACCCUGAGGAACUCAGCGGGAGAAUACAUCUACCCCGCCACGCCACAGGACUCCCCUGACCGACGAAGGGUGGUUUCCGCUCCCACUCCCCACAUGGACUAUGGGGAGCCUCGCUGGAGUCACGAGGCGCUCAACUACAACAGCAACAAUGGAGCGCCCUAUCACUCCCAGCGCCAUGGCCUCAUCAGGCCAGACAUGCACGGGCCUCGAGGGCUGGGAGAACUGGCUGACUUCAGUCAUCUCCUAGGGAAGAACAUGGGAGAGCGCACCCCCAGUGGCCAGUGAGGUGAAGUUACGUGAGCCCUGACACCAAUCUCUCUCUGAACACCCAUUCCCUCCAACAGUAAACUGGAAUCAACCCCUCAGACUCACUGUCCCGGUCCAACCUUAUCCUGUCUGUCCUCUCUCACUGUCAUUCAAUGUUCUGACGUCAUUCAGCUGACUAAAGAGAGAGACAGAGAGAAAAGAAACAAAGAGAGAGCUGUAAAAGAGGAGAACACCCUCCUCAUGUCUCCAUUCCUCUGCUCUUAAUCUGAGGUGCACCCCUCUGCUCUGUUGGUGGUACAGCCCACAGAGCGUGACUUUGACACCACAUGACAAACAGACAAACAGUAAGAUACAGGGAGGGGUGCAAAGGAAGGAGAAUCUUCUAAAAAGGGACAGUGUGGCGGUAAAAAAAACAAAAAAAAGACUAUUUCGCUUGCAGCGCCAAAUGUGAAAGGUCUCCCUCCACCAUUCUGUUCACCGUUUUGACACCAUGGAUCUUCUUUGAGUGUGAAAUUUUCUUCCUGCUUUUUGUUUUUGGGUUGUUGUUUUUUUUUGUGCCAGUGGCAUCCAGCAGACAACAAUGUGCUUUACUUUGGAUUUCAGAUGAGACUAAAACUGUUGUAGCCGUGCCAGAGGGCAGUGACUCUUGAUGAAUCAUGCAGUGUGUGUGUAUGUGUGUGAUUGUGGGAAUGUGUGUGGCCACAACAACCCCAACCAGUGUCCUGUCUUAACUGUGAAGAAUAACUAUAUAAUGAAGUUUCACUAAGGAGGAGGUUGAUGUUAUUCAUUAUUCUCCCUUUUUUAUAAACAAUCACAGAGAGAUAAAUAGAUUUUAUCAUGUGUCUCUCUAUGUGUUUAUCAAUCAGAGGUUUGGAUGGUUGACCAGUGGCUAGUGAAGGGUUGACACUCCCAGUGUAAUUUUUUUUUAUUCCCAGUACCUCAGAGGCAGCAAUGGACACAGCCAUGAUGAAGUGAAAGAGAGCAAUAAUAAGCAGGAAACCUAUAAAGAUGAAGAUAAAGCCAAUUUAAUUUGAUAUUUUUAUAAUACCACUGUUUUCUCAUAAAAGCGAACUAAAGCGCAGAGAUGUCAGAGAGAGCAGAGCACUGGGAAAGGGAACAAUAUCUCCCCUCCAUUCUUCCCUCCCUCGCUGCCUCUCAGUAUGCCCGGCUCUGUCUGACCUGACCUGAGGCCUCCCUGGGCUCCGCAGUCCAUUUGAAGAGGGGCGGGGGGGGAAUGUGAGCUGUGGCUGUCUGGCUGUCUGACUGAGGCUGUGAGGCCCGGGCCGCUUGGGACCUCCAUUCAGCCUCUUCUGCCCGACACUGAGCCUCUUUGUGCCCCAGAAGCAGGAGGAGACUGCAGCAACAAAUAGCCGUUAAGAGUCAGGGACCUAGCCCAGCACCACAGCCUAGCAGAAUAUCAAUGAGGAGGACAGCAGCUCCAUCCGUCAUGUGAGAUGUACCAACCAGGCCCGGGCAUCUCUUAUGCUUCACCCGCUUGCCAGGACAGGGGGGAGCUGAGGGCUGAAGCUGGGGCCGAGGCCAGGGUUGGGGCACUGCUAACUGUCACAAUGGUCAUCCCUUGUGGCUUUAUCCCUUUCUGUCUUUCAGUGUGUUUCCCAACAAAAGUGGGAUAAAGAAAACAGAUGGGCAUGGGUAUACUUGGGUGUGGAGUUACUCUUUCACUCCGUUGUCUUUUGAUGUUUUCUGUUUUUGUCCGUUCUUAUCCGUUCCUGAUUCUGAUGUAGAUCCAGAGAUAGUUUUAGUUCAUCUGGGUCACGGUGGUGUUUUUGUGUGUGUCUUGUCUGUCGGCUUCUGUGUGUGAAUCUCUUAGGGCUUUUAUCCAUGAAUGCGUUACUCAUAUUGAGUGCAAAAAACAGCUUUGAUCAAUUUUACUCUCAUUCUCACCCUUCCUCUUUUUACCGACCCCAUUCUUUAUUCUCUAUUGAGCCAUUAAUGUUGUGCAGCAAGCCUUUGCUUGACAUUCACAAAUCUGUGCUAACAGUGUCAGAGCCUUGCGUGGGAGCAGCACAUGCUAUACAAUAUAUUUAAGCCAUUAUACAGUGCACAAAGACGUGCAGAUAAAAUGGAGAUGCUUAGCAGCUGUGCUUAAGUGAAGGGAAUUUGGGGUCAGACGGUAGAUACAGUGCUACCCAAAUACCACAAUGUACAAAACUAGGGCUGGGUACUGUUUGAAUUUUUUAUAGAACUAGUGCCACUAUGACAUGAUGACUUUCAGUUUUUGAGAUCAUAAUUGAAAAUAUAUUUUGAAAUAUUUUCCCACAUAAUCCUAUUUUCUACAUUGCUUUCACUCUCACAGCUUUCAUCUGUAUUGUUUUCAGGCACAGCAGGCAGCUGUUUCCAACUGUAAUGAUUAAAAAUUCAGGACUAUACUUACCUAGCAACAAACAAAAGAUGGUCAAAGUUAGCACCUAGCUAACAAACAUAGUGGAGCAUUUAGCCUGCUAAAGAUCCAGAUAUUUUCCUCAGGAGUUGGUAGAGACCAAACAUGGAGCUUAAAGGAGAGUGAAUAUUGAACUUAAAUUCAUCAGGUGGACACAAACAUGACUUCAAAUGAACAACACUGUUGCUCUGUAACAUGUAGAACAUGUGGAACAUGUGGAAAUAGGCAACUGUAUGCCUUUUACAUUAGCCUUUUAUGGUGGUAAUAUGUUUGAUAUGAUUUUGCUGCCUAAGGCUGGAUAUCGUUUGUUUAAGUAUGAAGGCUGAUAAGAUAAACAGACACUUAUAAAUACUUAAUUUGAGAAACUUAAACAUGUUUUACUUUUCAGUACUUUUUUCCAUUUGACAAAAGAAGUCAAAACAAUUGAAUGUUAAACACAGUCUUAACACAACUUAGAUGUAAAUCAAAAACUGUCGGAUCAAAGCAAAAGUAAACAAGAUUGUAACUCUUACCAUUUAUUUGAUACCAGCUGACGUUUUUGCCACUGAUGAUACCAAGCCCUAAGAAAUAAACAGCCAUGAGUCUGCAGUGGUGCAAGACAAGCUAGUAUAAGAGAUUUAUGAAAGCAAGGACAGAAGAGGAGGUCAGGCGGGCGAACAUGAUGUUACUGCAUUACCUCCUCUCCACAUUAGUACAGUGUAUUCUUUACACAUUCCACCCUGAAACAGGUCAUUAGUAUUGAGGAUACUGAGCUUUCCACCAGCCCGGCCCCUCAUCUCUGCCUCUCUUUAUCUCUAUCCCUGUCUCCUAUCUCUGCCGUGGCCUGAGCUCUGCAUGUGUGUGUGUGUGUGUGUGUGUGUGUGUGUAUGAAUGAGGCCUCUCUGUCUUGGACGGUGUGCCCAGCCAGCCGUGUUCUCGCUCUGCAUCUCCUCCGGUGUUUCACUAAACAUGCUUGAUUAGGCAAAGUACAUUCCCGGCCCUCUAAUGGCCUGAUGAGCCCCUGAGAAGAUUACUACAGACACAUCAGCCCUGAGAGGGAAGAGCACGUUCAACCAGCUCUUUACCCCUCCGCUAACCACCGGCCACACACACACACACACACACACACUGUAGGGCCCUUUAACCAAAUUCGGGACACAAUUGAAUUAAGAUCAGAAAUAGAGCUCAAGCUUGAAAUAGGCCGACAAUGACUGGUUCUAGGAAAGGUACUGUACAUGAUGUUAUUUUACUGACUGCAUAAUUUGAUUAUCUUAGUUCAACAUUAUGGGGCAGCUAAGGAAUUCGGAUGUAACCUCAUGGGCGUCAGUGUGUUUAUUAAAGCCAUCAUCCUCUCUCUUUUUUACAUACUUCAUGUCAUUCCCAUUCCUCAGCUUUCAACAGCUGCACUUUGUCUUCUUUCAAACCCCCUUCAUUGUUAACAGACUCACACAAUCUCUCUGCAUACACACACAUACACAUAAAAACCCUCUACACUGUUUGUCACUAUAAAAUGUUAGCUGGUUAAUUUAAUGAGUCGGUGACAGAAACAGAAAUCAAAGUAAUUCACAAAAUCCCACUUUAUUUCACAUCAAAUCCUCAAUGUGUGAGAAUUUUGUUAGAUAUAUUCAAAGCCUCUCACACAGUAAAUUGCUUUCUUUUGCUUAGAAAUGAUUUCAUGUCACGUUUCUUUGUUAAAUGUAGCACAUACUGCCUCUGGUUCUGCACACACACACACACACACACACACACACAUUCUUCCUCUUUAUCUCUUCCCUGCACAUAUCGACACACAUACACACAUGAAAUUCCCACCCAGCCCUCGUGACCCAGUCUGUCUGUGUAUGUUGUUAUUUAUCAGCUUGUGUUUGUGUCUGAAGAGACCAUGCCUUUGUGUGUUGGGGUUGUUUAUGCUGUGUGGCCCAGCGAUGUAAUGUGUCGUCCCCUCCACCCCCAGCCAAUAACUGCCAUCUUGCCCUGCAGUGCUCCACUGUGCUGUACUGUAUGUGACUCUACGCCCCAGAAAGAAUCCAGAAAAAUGGAGGCUAACUUGUAUUAAAUCCAUCAUCACAGUGAGGAGCAGUGACAUGAAAAUGCUCCCCUCCAAGCCAACAAGUGAGAGGAAAAAAGCACAAAAAACAAGGCGAAAACAAAAUCAACAUUUGCAUUUUUGUAAAAUUGUAGAUGUAUUUAGUCAGCACUGAUAAUUUUUGUCAUGUUUGUUUUUUCUAUCGUUUGUUUCUGUGGUAGAUAUUCGGUUUGAAAUUAUAUGGGAUAUUAUUGUAUAUGAUUUCAAUUUCAAUUCUCUGGUGUGCCGGAUUUGAAGAUGACAAUGAAGACGAACCUGAUGACUAUCAUGAUUAUUAUUAUUGUAUUACUGACAGUGACAAUGAAGCAGUACUGUGAGCAGCACUGAGCUGAUGUGCCCUGUUUAGAUGCUAGAAUCUGGAAGGAAGAAGAGGAGGAAGAGGAGGAGUGAAUAAACUCGUACAAACUGAGGUUCAAAAAGAGAUUUCUCUCCGGUAGAGUGGAGUCUCCUGCUACUGUGAAGGACCCCGCUGUCCUGUGGCUCUCACCAGAGGCUGGCCCCCAACCCCCACCUGUCGCCCCCAGGGGCCUUGGGGCUCGGUGUCAUCAGAUGACAACACAUGUCCCUACUACGUGUACAUAACCUUGAUGCUUACAUGUAAUUAAAGUGCAGUAGCUGCAUGACGACACAGCCUCUGUGUGUGUACAGAAGUAGCGACGUGUGAAUUUGUACAGUACAUGCAAGUGUGUGUGCUUGUGUCCGCGAAAAGAAAUCUGUUUGUCGUCACGCAAAAAAAAGCAACACGUGCAUGCACCCUCCGACAACUGCGCAGAACACACGUACAUUAGACACAGACACACAUACACGAACACGCUCCAGCAGUUGUUCACCAUUCUCCUCAUUGUCCUGAGCUCUGCCUGUCACUCCGCAUGGAGACUUUGCUCUAUGUCAACUUUCUUAUUCUAAUAAAUCACUCAGACAUUCA